GUCCGCGCAACAAACAUGCCUUUUGCUGCGAUCAGAGGAAUGGUUGGUCCGAGCAGCACAAGAAACUGGUGGCCUGGCCCUCGAUACACUGCCAUCAAGGAGUAUGACGAUGGCGACUCACGGAGGCCUGCAACCGCUUGGUGCCAUGCGAUCAACUCCGCUCUGCUUCUCGCUUCGGCCAUGUUCAUUGCAGCUUUUCUAGGCACAAGGACGGCGAUGGUCAUAUCAAAGUCCACGUCCACAUGUCCUCGCCACGACCCACUCAGCUCUCCAAGUCCAAUGCUCAGCAAAGGAACCAGGAUCCCAUUUCUGGAGAACGUCCCUUCAAAACCCUCAAACUUCACUCCCCACGAAAUCCUGGGUCUCCCCGCGACGGUGGAGUCGAAUAAAGCCUGGCAUGCACUGAUCGGCCCAUCGAAAGGCUACAUCGAAAUCGCUCAUCCCGAACGCUACGGUUUGCCCGAGGGCAUCACACAUCCCUCCGACUCAAGCAAAAGCAUAUAUGGGUUGGCGAUGACCCAUGAGCUACACUGUUUGAUCCGGAUCCGCACCGCAUUCUACGAUCUCGUCGAAGGCCGGUUGACGCCCGAGGAUUUCCACAGUCCGCCUCGGCGGGAGCUCACAAAACUUCUUGCUUUGGACCAUGGCGCUUUCCAUCUCAACCAUUGCUUCGACUACUUACAGGAAGGCAUUCGCUGUGCUGCGCACCUCGAUGUUCAGUAUCCGGUUAUGCAUGGUGGGGCGGGAAUCUUGACGGGUGAACGAAUGUGUAAAGAUUGGGACGUUGUUCUUGGCAUUUUGGAAGAUAACUCGUUUGAUGCUUCUAAUAUGACGCUGUAGAUAUGGUAGGUAGGCUGACAGUAACACAGAAUGAUGGUGUCGCUG
Pseudocercospora fijiensis CIRAD86 is the source of this 885-nucleotide messenger RNA. RefSeq lists its product as uncharacterized. Gene Ontology annotation, biological process: mycotoxin biosynthetic process. NCBI's taxonomy places the organism in Eukaryota, Fungi, Ascomycota, Dothideomycetes, Mycosphaerellales, Mycosphaerellaceae. Bases 16 to 840 code for a protein of 274 amino acids. The record is from RefSeq and is a predicted model, not a curated record. The transcript has 5 exons.